Molecule: messenger RNA, 993 nt
Organism: Entamoeba nuttalli P19
Lineage: Eukaryota; Evosea; Mastigamoebida; Endamoebidae
Product: DHHC zinc finger domain containing protein
Exons: 3
Coding region: 1-993 (330 amino acids)
Molecular function (GO): palmitoyltransferase activity
Source: RefSeq, a predicted model, not a curated record
AUGAAUUGGUCAAUAAUAUUUCUAUGUAUUUGUGUUAUUGCAUUAUUAAUUUUAACAUUAUGCUUAAUUGGGCAAGGGAAUGGACUAGAGAAUAAUAGUAUAUUAGGUAAAACUUAUCAAUUUUUAGUAUCAGAUGAUGGUUUAGUAAGAUAUGUUCGAUUAUUAUUUGGAGGAAAACAAUGGGGAAUGAUAAAGAGUUUUUAUAAUAAAAUUUUAUAUAAAAAGAGUCAUUUAUUACAAAUUAUUUAUUUAGCUAUGAUAGGUGUAUGUGAUUUAUUGUUAAUAAGAGAUGUUUUUCAUUCACUGCCACAAGAAUAUUUUAUUUUCUUUCAUAUCAAUUUAAUUCUAACAAUAAUCUUUUUCUUUAUUGCAAGUCUUUCAAAUCCUGGAUAUAUUAACCAAUAUAAUGUUAAAGAGUAUAUUAAGAAAUACCCAUUUGAUAAUAUUAUCUUUUAUCGUAGGAAAUGUUCUACAUGUUUAUUAAUGAAACCAUCACGUUCUCAUCAUUGUAAUAUUUGUAAUAGAUGUAUUGCAAAAUAUGAACAUCAUUGUUGUUGGAUUAAUAAUUGUAUUGGUGAAUUAAAUUGUAGAUAUUUCAUUAUAUUUUUAAUUAUAACAACAAUGCUAUGUUAUCAUAGUUGUUUCUUAUCUUUUUCAGUAGUAUCAAAAGUAAUAACUCAAUAUGAUCUUCUUAAUAUUGACUCAUAUCAUUUAACAAAUGAACAGUCAUUAAUAAUUCUUUUUAAUGAAACUGGGAGUGCAUUAUUUGUAGGAUUAUUUUCUUUAUUUUCAGGGGUAAUAUUAAGUUUGUUUACGUUAUAUCAUAUAAUGAUGAUUUCUCGUGGAAUAACAACCAACGAGAAAUUUAAAUGGAAAAUGUUACAAAGUCGUGAUAGUACAAUUCAAUAUAAAAAUAAAUAUGAUUUAGGUGUUAUAGAAAAUAUAUUUUGUGUGUUAGUUCCAUCCAGAAAACCACAAUAUACAUUUAAAUAA